This is a messenger RNA of Mesorhabditis belari, 936 nucleotides long. The record is from the annotation of a GenBank genome assembly. Lineage: Eukaryota; Metazoa; Nematoda; Chromadorea; Rhabditida; Rhabditidae.
AUGAAAUCAUAUUUAUUUACACUGUUCCUGUUUGGUUUUUGUUUAACGGGAAAUGAAGCAGCGAUGUGUCAAUUUGCCUCUGGAAACUAUCGUGUUCAAUAUGGAGUGAUCGGUCAAAACAUUUAUUUCCAAUUGAUGGUGUCGGGUAUUCCAUAUGGAAUGAAUGGAUGGACUGCUGUCGGCUUUGGGAACUCAAUGUAUUCUGGACUUGACGUGAUUGCCGUUCGUUUGUUGAAUGGUCGAGUGUUGGUGACGGAUGAGUAUGUUCGAGGAUACACAAGACCUUUCCCCGAUACCAACAACGUCAACGUUCAAUCGGCUCAAUACACGAAUGGGGUGCUGAUGGCGACUUUUUCGCGACCACUCAAUACACACGAUUAUCCAUACGACACACCGAUCAAUGGAUGCACUCCAUGGAAGUUUGCCGCCGGAUUGAAUCGAAUGAGUGCCGAUGGCUCAAUGUUCCAUCACUCCUCCCAUUACUCUAUUCUCUUCCAAUCCAGAAUCAUGAACGGUGAUGAGACGUUGUCGGCUUUGGACGAGUAUGUGGCGCCGGGUUUACGGCUUUGGAUGUUGAUAGCGCUCGUCUCUGGUGUGCUACUUGUCAUGGUGGUGAUUGUCUGUUGUUUUAUGCGAAUUCGAAUCCCGCGCACAAAGCGACAAAUCGAUUUGAUAGCGGCUCGGCGAAAGAUGAGAGGAAAGAAGAAAUCGACCGUCAAUCAAAAUGAUGAAAAGUCGACGGCUAUUGUGAUGAACUCGAUGCAGACUCGCAACAACUCCUCAGGGAACACGAGAAAAGAAAAGGACGAGAAGGUGAUUCGUCUACAAACGAUUCUUCGAGGCUACAUUCAAAGGAAAUGCUAUCGAGAGGGGAUUUUAUCAACGAUAAAUGAGCACUUCUCGACUUUCUACAAUGCAAUUUACAGGAAUUUUCUC